GCAGUUCUUUCCCCCCGCCGGUCAGAGACGAGAGGCGGGGCUUAGCCUCGCCGGAAGACAGCGUCUCUAUGGUGACGGCGGCCGGAACCGGAAGCGGGGCCUGAAGGGACAAGAGAGGCGAGCUGAGGGAAUCACGAUGGAAAUGAAACGUCUGAGCGUCUGGCUGGUGGUGCUGCUCUUCCUCGUCCUGUCCCUCCAAAUCUUGUUGGCCAUUGAUUUCGACCCAUACCGGGUCCUGGGGGUCAGCCGGACGGCCAGCCAGGCCGAGAUCAAGAAGGCCUACAAGAAGCUCGCCCGGGAAUGGCAUCCUGACAAAAACAAGGACCCCGGAGCAGAAGACAAGUUCAUUCAGAUUAGCAAAGCCUACGAGAUCCUGUCCAACGAGGAGAAGCGUCUGAGCUUUGACCGCUACGGGGACGUGGGCGAGGGUCCGGGCUCGGCGCAGGCCCCGCACCAGCCCCCUCCGCGCCACUUCCACCACUUCCACGACAGCUUCUACUUCGACGAGUCCUUCUUCCACUUCCCCUUCCACGCGGAGCGGCGCGAGGCCUCCUCCUCCUCGGACGAGCGCCACUUGCUCCACUUCUCGCUCUACGCCAGCGAGGUGGUGCCCGAGAGCUUCCGCAAGCCCUACCUCAUCAAGAUCACCUCCGACUGGUGCUUCAGCUGCAUCCACAUCGAGCCCGUCUGGAAGGAGGCCGCCCAGGAGCUGGAGGCCCUCGGGGUGGGGAUUGGUGUGGUGCACGCGGGCUACGAGCGGCGCCUGGCGCACCACCUGGGGGCCCACAGCACCCCCUCCAUCCUGGGGCUCAUCAACGGGAAGGUCACCUUCUUCCACAACGCCGUCGUGCGGGAGAACUUGCGCCAGUUCGUGGAGAGCCUGCUCCCGGGGAACCUGGUCGAGAAGAUCACAGAUAAGAACUACGCCCAGUUCCUGUCCAACUGGAAAAAGGAGAACAAGCCCCACGUCCUCCUGUUUGACCACAUGCCCCUCGUGCCGCUCCUCUACAAGCUGACGGCCUUUGCCUACCGGGAGCACCUGUCCUUUGGCUACGUCUCGGUGGGCCUUCGGGGGACGGAGGAGCUCUCCAGCCAGUACAACAUCAACGUCUACACGCCCACCAUGAUGGUCUUCAAGGAGAACGUGGAGAAGCCCGCCGACGUCAUCCAGGCGCGUCCGAUGAAGAAGCAGCUGAUGGACGACUUCCUGUCGCAGAACAGGUUCCUCCUGGCGUCCCGGCUGACCAGCCAGAGGCUCUUUGGGGAGCUGUGUCCGGCCCGGAAGGCCCACCGGCCGCGCAGGUCGUGCGUGGUGCUGGUGACGGGCGAGGGGCCGGCCUACGAGCCCCCCUACCAGGCCUUCCUGGCCUUCGCCCUGGCCAACGCCCGGGACUCCCUCCGCUUCGUCCACAUCUACAGCAACUACCAGCAGCACUUCGUCCACGCCGUCCUCCCCGACCAGGAGGCGCUCCGGGGGAAGUCGGCGGUGGUCAUCCUGGAGCGGCUGAACGACGUGGGCAGGGUGGCCUACAAGGCCCUGGAGGACCCCUGGACCGGGAGCCACGAGGACCACUUCCUGCUCCUGGACCUCUUGACCCAGCUGCGCACCGACCCGGGAUUCCUCUCCCAAGACGCCGUCCUCGUGGACCUCAACGACGAACUCGCCCCCGUUUUCUUCCUGCGGUGGAUCUAUUCCGGCGUUGACUACCUCUCCGACUGCUGGGACAGUCUCUUCCAUAGCAACUGGCGAGAAAUGAUGCCUCUCUUGUCCUUGAUUUUCUCGGCCCUCUUCAUCCUCUUCGGGACGGUGAUCGUCCAGGCCUUCAGCGACUCGAGCGACAAGCGGGAUUCUCCUCCGCCCAAGAAGGACGAGGGGCCUUCCAAGAGCGAGAGGAACGAGGCCGGCGUCAACAAAGAGAGCAGGGUGCCCAAGAAGGGCUUUGUGGAGGUGACGGAGCUGACGGACAUCACCUACACCAGCAACCUGGUGCGCCUGCGGCCCGGGCACAUGAACGUGGUGCUGGUCCUCUCCAACGCCACCAAGACCCCCCUCCUGCAGAAGUUCGCCCUCGAGGUCUACACCUUCACCGGGAGCAGCACCCUGCACUUCUCCUUCCUGAACCUGGACAAGCACCGGGAGUGGCUGGAGACGGUGCUGGAGUUCGCCCAGGACGCGGCCCCCAUCCCCAACCAGUACGACAAGCACUUCCUGGAGCGGGACUACGCCGGCCACGUCCUGGCCCUCAACGGACACAAGAAGUACUUCUGCCUCUUCAAGCCCUGCCGCGGGGGGGAGGAGACCGGCCCCGAGGCCCGGCCCAGCGAGGACGAGCAGCCCCCCGACCGGGGCAAGGCCUCCUCCGCAUCCUCCAGCCCACAGGCCCGGCUGGCCAAGCGGAAACUCAACCGGCUCGCCUUGUGGAUGGAGCGGCUCUUGGAGGGCUCCUUGCAGAGGUUCUACCUCCCUUCCUGGCCGGCGCUAGACUGACAAAUCGAUCGGACCACUCUAUCGUCGGACUUACGAACAAAGGAAUAUUCGCUCUCGUUGCAUCCCAGUUUUUGUCCUGUCAAAAAAGGGGAGGCAACUUUUGAGAUUGUGCUAUCGUCGGACUUACGAAUGAAAGGAUAUUCGCUCUUGUCAUGUCCGGAUUUUCGGCCUGUCGAAAAAUCGGAGGCAGGUUUUGAGACCACGCUAUCGUCGGACUUACGAACAAAGGAAUAUUCGUUCUCGCUACAUCCCAUUUUUUGUCCUGUCGAAAAACGGGCGGUAGCAUUUUAGACCACACUAUCGUCGGACUUACGAAUGAAAGAAUAUUCGCUCUUGUCGUGUCCGGAUUUUUGUCCUGUCAAAAAAGCGGAGGCUGCUUUUUAGACCGCGCGAUCGUCGGACUUACGAAUGAAAGGAUAUUCGUUCUCGCUACAUCCCAAUUUUUGUCCUGUCGAAAAACCUCACUAUCGUCGGACUUACGAAUGAAAGAAUAUUCGUUCUCGCUACAUCCUAUUUUUUGUCCUGUCGAAAAAUGGGUGGUAGCUUUUUAGACCACGCUAUUGUCAGACCGACGAGCAAAGGGAUAUUCGCUCUCGUCACAUCCUGCCAUCUUCGUGUUGUUGUUUUUCUCGGGUGUUUUUCUAACCCUCGUUGCUUCUACCGCGCAAUAUUUUUGGGUGGAUUUUCGUUCCGUCCUCCUUUCUUCUGUUUUUCUCGGGAGUUUGGGUGUCUCUUUCCUCGCAUGAAAAACCAACCCAUUUCUCGAUGUAAUAGACGUAGCGAAGGACCUCCUUCGGUGGAUUUACGAGGCCGAAAUCCCUCCCGCGAAUGCAAUAAAUCCACGUUUUUUGCAGGAAGCCCGAGCCAACGAAACUCUCCCAUCGACGAGCUAGUGAAAUGUGUGCCGUCCUCUUGUUUUCCUUCUAUUUUGGAGCCAUACAAAGCUGCUACGAGCCAAUUGAAAGAAGAAUAAAAGCUUUUUAAAAUUAUCCUUAACCAUUAUGGAUCUUUUGGACAGCAAUGAGCCGAAAGGCAUGAUUUUCCUCUCGACGAUUUUUUUUCCCCGUCUGAAUGUAAGCCUUUUAUUUUUUAUUAUUUUUAUUUUUGGAAGAUGUCGGUUUGUUUAGAAAACUGCGAGGCUGCCUUAUUGCUAUCUGCCCUGCCAUUCCCUAUAAUCAAUAUAAUAUUUUUCCAGUGGCAUCCCAGAGGGCCACUUCACCCCCACAUACAUACAUAUAUUGACUUUUAUAUGUGUAGAUAAUAAGAUAUAUAUAUAUAUAUAUAUAUCUAAUCUAUACAUCCUAAUCUUUCAUAGGGUUGUCAAGGCAGAACCACUGGGAGUUGUAGUCCCGCUGAGUAAUAAUAGUAAGGAUUGCGAGCUCAGAGUGAACACUAUACAAUAGAUAAUGCGUUUAGAUUUAUCAUUGAAGGAUAUGCAAAGAUGUUGAAAUGUUUGAUUGACAGCGUAUACAUUUUGGCAUUUCGAUCGAACCCAUCCGGAACAUUUCUCACCCAAACCGGAACCAAGUAAAGAAUGGGAUCUCGGUACGUAUGUGUAUCUGUAUAUGCCGUUCGGUUCUCGCAACGUCCUUCUGAUCCUUUGGUCAGUUUAGAAAGAGCGCCGGAUAUUUUGCACUUUUUGAUACUCUUGUUGGGAUGGAAUAAAUAAUUUAUUGGACAAGAUUCUUUAUUUUGCAUUUGUAAACAAGUACUGAUUCUAGUAUUUUUUUUGUUUCGCUUCGAAGGCGUGCGGAUCGGCAAAAAUAGGAAAAUAAACUUGUGUCAACGCGCGA
Messenger RNA from Anolis carolinensis (green anole), 4281 nucleotides. It is a transcript of the gene dnajc16, whose product is annotated as DnaJ heat shock protein family (Hsp40) member C16. The coding region runs from base 137 to 2488 and encodes 783 amino acids. The transcript has 14 exons. The record is from RefSeq and is a predicted model, not a curated record. Lineage: Eukaryota; Metazoa; Chordata; Lepidosauria; Squamata; Anolidae.